GGCUCGAGCAAGCAGAGGUCGAAAUGAACAGCUGGAUCAACUGCAGACAGAGGUGAGCGAAGUGACUUCUUUAUUGAAGAACAAUGUGGAAAAGGUCCUAGAGAGAGGAGAAAGAAUUGACACACUGCAGUCCAGAUCAGAGGACCUGGAGAAUAGCUCAACACAUUUUCGUAGUUCUGCAGUGAAAAUUCGCAAGAAAAUGUGGUGGAAUAAUUGCAAGAUGACUUGUAUCAUUGCAACAGUUGUAACACUCAUCAUUAUCAUAAUUGUGGUCGUCAUCUUGGUGGAAACAAAACCCUGGCAAUCUUCAGGCGGUGGGGGGAAGCACAACGGUACCAAAGUUGAACUUUAUCGAACAACAGCCAGCUCAAGUUCUGCAACAGAUUUACAUUAA
Messenger RNA from Candidula unifasciata, 394 nucleotides. The record is from the annotation of a GenBank genome assembly. NCBI's taxonomy places the organism in Eukaryota, Metazoa, Mollusca, Gastropoda, Stylommatophora, Geomitridae.